AUGRACCAGAUGAUGGAGAGAAUGGAGCGAUGGGAGAGGAGUGGUCUCCCUACCUCCCCCUCAGUUCUGCMUUCGAUGACUCAACCCAUUCCUCCGGCGGCGUCCGGCUCCAGCGUAAUUCGCCUCGCACCCCCGAGGGAGUACGAUGKAGCGGCUGCUGGGUGCCAGGGCUUUUUGCUCCAGCUCGAGCUAUACCUGGCUACCGUUCGUCCGGCCCCCUCGGGUGAAGAGAGUGUGAGCGUCCUCGUCUCCUGCCUGACAGUCUUCACCAAGUAUCUCCUCAUCAAAAGCAUCUUCCUCCAGGAAGUCCAUGACCUCAUUGUCCUCCUCAUCCUGCAGCCCUUCCUCAGCGAUGACCCUUCAGCACUUAAGGAGAUCAUGAAUGGAAGGGAAAUGUGUAGCAACAAGUUAACAACCUGUUGGCAAGCACUGUUUUCCCCACCCCUCCCUGUUAAUAUUAUUCUUUUAAAGAUUCAUCUUUGUCAAGCCGCCAAAGUGGAGAGUGUGAUUGCAGUAGGGGGUGCUUCUCGUUUCAGUGCUUCUUCGGGGGGAGGUGUUGGUAGGGGUGCACCUCAGCACUAUCCCAAGACUGUCGGCAACAGCGAGUUCCUGGGGAAAACCCCCGGGCACAGCGCUCCGAAAUGGGUUCCUUCACGAAGCACUAGACGAGAUGCCAACUCCAGCAACGAAAAAGAGCGACACGAUGCAAUCUUCAGGAAAGUGAGAGGCAUACUCAACAAGCUCACGCCUGAGAAGUUUGACAAGCUAUGCCUUGAGCUCCUGAAUGUGGGCGUAGAUACAAAACUCGUCCUUAAAGCGAUCAUCUUGCUGAUUGUAGACAAAGCCCUAGAAGAGCCGAAGUAUAGCUCACUCUAUGCGCAGCUAUGUCUGCGUUUGGCAGAGGACGCACCAAACUUUGAUGGCCCUUCGCCCGAGAUCCAAACAUCCCAAAAGCAGAGCACUACCUUCAGGAGACUUCUAAUUUCCAAGCUUCAAGAUGAAUUUGAAAACCGCAGCAGAAAUGUUGAAAUCUAUGACAAACAUGACAACCCUCUUACUUCUGAGGAGGAGGAGCAGCGUGCCAUUGCCAAGAUCAAGAUGCUUGGCAACAUUAAAUUCAUCUCGGAACUUGGCAAACUCGACCUCAUCCAUGAAUCUAUCCUUCAUAAGUGCAUCAAAACACUUUUGGAAAAGAAGAAGAGAGUCCAACUCAAGGAUAUGGGGGAGGAUCUGGAGUGCCUCUGUCAGAUAAUGAGAACAGUGGGGCCUAGACUCGACCAUGAAAAAGCUAAGUCUUUAAUGGACCAGUACUUUGGCCGUAUGUUAUCCUUAAUGAACAACAAGGAAUUGCCCGCCAGGAUCCGCUUCCUGCUGCAGGACACGGUAGAGCUGCGAGACAACAACUGGGUCCCCCGCAAAGCUUUCAUCGACAACGGACCAAAGACCAUCAACCAGAUCCGUCAGGAGGCAGUGAAAGAUUUGGGUGUUUUCAUCCCAGCGACCAUGGCUCAGGGAAUGAGGAUGGACUUCUUCCUGGAAGGCCCUUUUAUGCCAAACCGGAUGAAAAUGGAGACUCUCGGGGGAUUGGCUGACAUGUUUGGACAAAUGCCAGGUGGUGGGAUAGGGACGGGCCCGGGGGUCAUUCAGGACAGGUUCUCUCCCACUCUGGGACGUCAUCGCUCCAACCCGCUCUUCAACGUCAACGGACAUAACGGCCACAACACUGCCCCCCAACCACAGUCUCCGUUCGAAAUUGGAGCCAACAAAUCUUUUAUCAAGUCCAACCAGGUUCAGAAUCAGCAUUUCCAGAACCAGAACCACCAGAGCCAGCAACAGCAGGUCCAGUCCAACAAGGACAUGCCUCCACGUUUCAGCAAGAAGGGACAACUCAACCUAGAAGAGAUCAGCCUGAGACCAGCUCAGUCGUUCCUCCUGAAUAAGAACCAGGUUCCCAAGCUGCAGCCCCAAAUCCCCACCAUGAUCCCCCCCAGUGCCCAGCCCCCCCGCACCAACACCCCUCCAUUGGGACAGUCUCCACAGCUCGGCCUCAAAAGCAACCCUCCUCCCAUUCAUGAGAAACCUCAUAAGAUCAGCAAGAAACCACCGCCGGCUAGGGAGGAGCUGCUGAAAAUGACCGAGACUGUUGUAACGGAAUACCUGAACAGCAAAAACAUUGAUGAUGCUGUGAACGGUGUCAGAGAGAUGAAGGCUCCCAAGCACUUCCUGCCGGAGAUGCUGAGUAAGAUCAUUGUGGUGUCGCUGGACCGGUCAGAUGAGGAUAAGGAGCAUGCCAGCACCCUCAUACACACGCUACGCACAGAAGGCCUCGUUACCGGGGAUAACUUCAUGCAGGCUUUCCUCAACGUGCUUGACCAGUGCCCUAAGAUCGAGGUGGACGUGCCGCUUGUGAAGUCCUACCUGGCCCAGUUUGCAGCCCUGGCCCUCAUAUCUGAGCUGGUGAGCGUGUCUGAGCUGGCCCACCCUCUGGAGAAUGGAACCCACUUCCCCCUCUUCCUGCUCUGUCUGCAGCAGACUGCCAAGCUCACGGACAAGGAGUGGCUCACUGACCUCUUCCAACAGAGCAAGGUCAACAUGCAGAAGAUGCUACCUGAGAUUGACCAGAACAAGGACCGCAUGUUGGAGAUCCUGGAGGGUAAGGGCCUGAGCUUCCUGUUCCCCCUGUUGAAGCUUGAGAAGGACCUGCUGCUGCAGAUCAAGGCAGACCCCUCACCGCAGGCCAUCUACAAGUGGAUCAAAGACAACAUCUCCCCCAAGCUCCACACCGAUAAGGGUUUUGUCAACAUCCUCAUGACCAGUUUCUUGCAGUACAUCUCAGGGGAGCUGUGUUGUGUGGAGGAGGAGGAGGAGGGCAGUGGUGGAGAGGAGCAGGCGGCGGGGCCCUCCAAAGAGCAGCUGGACCAAGAGAAGCAGCUGCUGCUGGCCUUCAAACCCGUCAUGCAGAAGUUCCUACACGACCAGCCCCAGCUGCAGGUCUCAGCCCUGUACGCCCUGCAGGUGCACUGCCACGCCAGCCACUUUCCCAAAGGUAUGCUGCUGCGCUACUAUGUCCACUUCUACGACAUGGAGAUCAUUGAAGAAGAAGCCUUCCUUGCAUGGAAAGAAGAUAUUACCCAAGAWUUCCCUGGAAAGGGAAAAGCUUUAUUCCAGGUCAACCAGUGGCUAACCUGGCUGGAAACAGCUGAGGAAGAGGAGUCAGAAGAAGAGGCUGACUGAGAAACCAACCAGAACUGUCAGGCACCAUAGAGAGUAGAGAAACAUACCUUGACAUACAGUACAGCUAUCUAUUACCACCCUAAUCUCCCCUUUAACUAACCACUGCCAGAGACUGCUUUUGUCCUGCAAUAAUUAGCCAAGCAUGUUAUCAUGGCAUAGUAGAUAACCAUCGAGCUCUGUAUAGGCACUGAAGCCUCCCCUGUAUUAUAGACUGAGAAAUACGUUCCCUUUCACCUUUAUUUUAACGGUUGAUUUGUUUUGGGUCCCUGUCCUGUUUCUGCAAUAUGAAUUUAAUGUAGCCUAUGGACUGUCUCAAACCACAUCUGUACUUUCUUUGUUUUGCUCCUACUGUAACCACGUAGUUAGUUUUGCCACAUUAACUGAAUGACAAGUAUUGCAUUAACACUAUUUGAUAUGAUUUGUUAUCCCCUUUGAAGAAAAUGUUUGACACCUGUUUUAGCCUUAGGGUAUGCAAAAAAUAUGUCCAAUCUAGAGAGUAAGUCAACAGAACCAUGGUCUUUGUGUGCUUGGUCAACUGAAGCUUGUCUGAAAUCUUUGUUUUAAACCAAAGAUCUCUUCGAAUGCCCUGUUGCUGAUAAGGAGCAUGUUGCAUUUUGUUUAUGGGAAUUCUAUUCUUCCCACGCAAGGCUGUAGUGGUUGCAAUACUCAUUCUUCAAUUGUUACAUAAAAUCAUAAACUGUAAGUUAAUCAUUGAUGUGCUGCCGUAACGUUUCAAAUGUUGCCUUUGUUUUUACCUCUUAGAUGGGCUUCGUGUUUCAUGUUGGGAUACAGAAUAUCCUUUUUUUUAGAGAAAUGCCUAUACAAGAAAGCCCAGCCCAAUGCAGAAAUGUUGAUAUAAAUAUCCUGGUCUACUAACACAAUACAACCCCUGGAUUGGACUUCCAAUGAAGCUCGAUCUGGUUUACUAGUGUGAAGAUCACAAAAGUCACCUUUUUUAAAAUUAAUUGGAUAACUUCUUACCUCCGCAUCCCUUUUGCCUGUAACGUUUGUCAAAGGUGCGGGUACAGGAAUAUAUUUUCCCCAGCAUAUUGAGUUUGUACCGAUAUGUUUAAGUGAAUUUUAUACUGUCUUUUAAUUGGCGAAUAAAAGCAAUCUAAUUUUGAUCGUCCCCUUGUAUAGCGCAUAAAGGCUUACCAUACUGAACUUAAAUCUGAAUGAAAUCUUCACUUUGCCCAACAAGAUUAGCCAAUGUGCUCACAAACCAUGUGUAUGUAGAAAGCAAUGGAUUUUGAUCAUGUUGUAUUCAAGUGAUGAGUAUUGUGCACUGAUAUUGCAUAACCGUCAAUAAAGUCCAAUACUUGAGCACUGACA
Molecule: messenger RNA, 4566 nt
Organism: Salvelinus sp. IW2-2015
Lineage: Eukaryota; Metazoa; Chordata; Actinopteri; Salmoniformes; Salmonidae
Source: RefSeq, a predicted model, not a curated record